Molecule: messenger RNA, 1527 nt
Organism: Rosa rugosa (rugosa rose)
Lineage: Eukaryota; Viridiplantae; Streptophyta; Magnoliopsida; Rosales; Rosaceae
Product: FBD-associated F-box protein At1g66310-like
Exons: 3
Coding region: 1-1527 (508 amino acids)
Molecular function (GO): protein binding
Source: RefSeq, a predicted model, not a curated record
AUGGAACGCCAGCAUAAGGUAUUGGCAACUACAAGUAAUCAAGGCCAAGGUGCUAGCAGUGAGAGUUUAGUUGAUAGAUUUAGUUGUCUUCCGGAAGAAGUUGUCUGUCACAUUCUUUCCUAUCUCAAUGCAUUGGAUCUCAUUCGAGCGAGCAGUGUGUCAAAACGAUGCAGAAUGUUAUAUGUUUCAGUCCCGGGAUUAAAUUUCGAUGUAAAUGCGCUGCCCGGAGGGAAAUGCUGGUGGAAGCGAGCAAAAUUGUUGAAUCAUUUGGAUAGGUUAUUGAUUCAACGCGAGGGUAGCAAGAUAGAAAGGUUUCGUAUCAGUUGGGUUUUUGAAGGAGUAACUGCAUGUAACUGUGAGGAGCAUUGUCGAGUGAUCACAUGGAUCUAUACUGCUGUGAAGUGUAAUGUUGAAGAGUUAGAUCUUCAGCUAGCUCUGAACUAUAGAGGGAAAACAACAAGUUUAGAGUUGCCAUGUUGCACCUUCCGUUGUCCAUCUUUGAGGUCCCUAACGCUGGACUUGAAGUUCUGUGUUCUUAAAGCGCCCUCAAUCACCAUUUGCACUAAUCUCCAAUCCUUACUAUUAAGAAGUGUUAUCAUUGAGGAGGAUUUUUUAAAAUGGAUAUCGAGUUCAUGCCAAUGCAUCAAGGAGUUAACUAUUGACUGUGUUCUUAGGCCGAAAAGUAUCAGCAUUGAGAGCCCAUCUUUGGAAUCCAUUCAUUUUGUGUUUGUGGGUAGACGUCAACAAUACGAAGACAUUGAUGCUCUUAGCAUUUCUGGUGAAAAUCUUCAUCGUAUACAUAUUGAGCAUAUUGACCUGAGAUCUUCAGCAUGCCACCAUUCAUUAUAUAUUGUGGCUCCAAAUCUCAAAUAUUUGAAUUUAACUGGGAAUGUUGCUCGUGGUCUAUCUGUGGAGAAAUUCAUACAUUCAGAAGAAGCUAUGAUAUUUCUCAACCCGGGGGAAGAUGGUUUUGACAAAGUAUUUGAAGUGGUUAGCUGUAUACUUGGGGUUAAAGUUCUUCAUCUAAACACAGUGACCAUAAAGGCUCUAUUCAAAUUUGGGGAGGGAUCCAUGCCAGGACUAUUUUACAAUAUCCGUCACCUCUAUAUCCAUACCAAGGGCUUGGAGAAUGACCAAGUCUCAGCACUGGUCUCUCUUCUAAGUGAAAUGCCAAAUUUGAGUACUUUAAACAUGAAGUGUGAGCCGAAUACUAGGCAAUUAAAAUCUGUGGAACCGACUCGUGUAUCUGUGGGUAAAAAGUGGAAAGCCCAAAGCGUGGCUUGUAUUGACCAACUUAAGGCGGCGACAUUAGAGAUUUCCUAUGGAAAUAAUGAAUUGGAGUUAGCGAGGUUCUUGUUGGAGGAUGCUAAGAAGUUGAGAAAGAUGGUCUUACAAUUGAGUGCCUGGUCAUACUCUCGGAAGAAAUUGAAGCUAGCGAGGGAGUUGCCUUAUCCAUCAAAUCUUAUUAGGGCAGUAAACGAAGACAAGAUUAAUUCUACUGCCACAAUUGUCUUUGAGGCUGCUUAA